Salvia splendens (bonfire salvia) is the source of this 2511-nucleotide messenger RNA. RefSeq lists its product as uncharacterized. The record is from RefSeq and is a predicted model, not a curated record. The coding region runs from base 1 to 2511 and encodes 836 amino acids. Lineage: Eukaryota; Viridiplantae; Streptophyta; Magnoliopsida; Lamiales; Lamiaceae. The transcript has a single exon.
AUGGCGGCGGAAUUUCCGCCGGCAGAGUCCUCGUCGGGGCUGCAGUUGGGCCCGACGCGGCAGAGGAAUUCGGGCGACGUCGACGGAAGACAACAAUACGUCGACCCAGUCACGUUAGGUUUUGCGCAGUUGAACGCGCGAUUUGACAAGAUGGAUCGUCGGGUCGAUACCUUGGAACGACGCCCGACGCUGCAGACAGAGGGCCAUGAACCUGAUUGGGAAGAAGCCGACCACGCGUGGGAGGACCACCGCGGGAAGGGACGGAGCGACCGUGAGGAGUAUGACCGCCCCUACCACCAUCAGGGUCGGGGCCGUGUUCGACCUUAUCGGGGUGGACGCGGCGAUCGUUGUGGGGAGGGAGCGCUUCCCGGCCGAGGAAGCCGCCCUGGUCAGCGACGGGGCGACGCAGGGUAUGGAAUGGGUCGCCGUCGGGAUAAUUGGGACCUACCACAGCGACACGACGAUUGGGACGAGGAGACGUACGAGGAGCGCGGGGUAACCUGCUGGGACCCGCCCCAAAAUCGGGAGCGUUUUAGCCGCCAGUCGUCAGAUUAUUCAUCCGGCGUAAAGAUGGAUGCGCCACACUUUAAUGGGGCAGACGCGCCAAACUGGAUCUCGCGCGUGCAAUACUACUUCGAUCACAAGCGGUUUCCGGAGGCUGAGCGCUUGCAUUAUGUAGUAAUGCUAUUCGACCCUCCCGCUUCGGAGUGGAUAUUUAAUUAUCGGGAGACGAAUGGUUUUGUUACUUGGCCAGAGUUUUUGAAUGACGUGAGGCAUCGAUUCGACCCCCAGAGCUUCAGGAACUAUACAGGUUUGAUCGCCAAGCUGGUUCAGACGACCACCGUGGCUGACUACCACGCGACGUUCGAACGGUAUCUCAAUAGGGUGACCGAUUUAUCGGAGUCUGCUUUGAUUCCAAUCUUUAUUCAAGGGCUGAAACAGCCUCUGCAAGAAAAGGUCGAACUACAGAACCCAGAGUCGUUGGCAGAGGCAAUGGCCUUAGCGUUGCGUUUGGCCGCAACUCAUGAUGAGCGACCACAGCACACGUCGACAUAUCAGCGCCGACCGUGGCCUGGCAAGGAGCAACGAGCCACCCCGGCUCCGGUUUCUAACCAAACCGCCAUGCCACAACCACAGGACUCGUUUGUCCGGGAGGCGGACAGAUCACGAGCAUACCCAAUUAGGGUGUCGAAUGCGGAAAAAUCGGAGCGAGCCCGUCGAGGGCUCUGUUAUCAUUGCCCCGAGAAAUGGGUCGCGGGCCACAUUUGUAAAGUCAAGUUGCUCUGCUAUAUGGACGAUGAGACGGACGACCCGCACGAGGUCAGUGCGGGAGAACAGCUUCCCGGCGAGGAAUUGAUUACGGCAGACUUAUCACACCUGCACGCCUUAGAUGGCCGUGGGAGUUCCAAACCGUUUAUUGUCCAGGGGACAUUAGGGGACUCUACCGUCCGGGUAUUAAUUGACACAGGAGCGACACUUGAUUUCCUCCAUCCACGGAUUGCAGAGAGACUCCAAUUGGAACUAACUCCAAUUAGACCGUUCCGAGUGCUGGUGGGCAACGGGGCAUCCCUGCUUUGCACCCAUAUUUUGCGGGGCACUAAGUUAGCUAUGCAGGGUAGCUUAUUUGUGGUAGAUCUUCACAUUCUCGCUCACCAUGGACCGGAUGUGAUAUUGGGAAUGAACUGGUUGGAAUCACUAGGGAAAGUAUCGGCAGAUUUGGUCAGAAAAACGUUAGAAUUUACUCAAGGGGAUCGGACGGUAUUUUUGCAGGGAGUAAUGCCGGGUCCGAGACAGAUUUCUCUACACUCGCUGUACACACUAACAACACAGCCAGCAGACCAUGAGUUCUAUGAAAUCGUGCCAAUUGACAGGGUUUUCGAGACAGGGGCCACCAAGGAACUAGAAGGCUUUCCUCCUAACCUUCCAGCCGAGAUACUGGAGGUAUUGACGGCGCACCGGGCGGUGUUCGAGCAGCCUCGCGGCGUCCCCCCGGCCCGCUUAUUUGACCACCGGAUUCAUCUGUUACCAGGGACAAGACCGAUUAACGUUCGACCUUACAGAUACCCAUACUUCCAAAAGACUGAAAUUGAAAAACAAGUGCACGAUAUGUUGGAGCAGGGUAUAAUUCGCCACAGUCACAGCCCUUUCUCGUCCCCGGUACUGCUGAUCCGCAAAAAGGAUGGCACUUUUCGCUUUUGCAUCGAUUACCGUGCCCUCAAUAAGGCAACAGUCCCGGAUCAUUUUCCCAUACCUACGGCAGAGGAACUUUUUGAUGUGUUGGGCAGUGCGAAAUAUUUUACAAAGUUGGACCUUCGAUCAGGGUAUCAUCAAAUUCGAAUGAAUGAGGGUGACAUCUUUAAGACAGCCUUCAGGACUCAUGACGGCCACUUCGAGUUUCUUGUGAUGCCUUUCGGCCUCACAAAUGCACCCUCCACUUUUCAGGCGGCUAUGAAUGCCAUUUUCAGCCGCUCCUCAGACAGUGCGUUAUCGUCUUCUUCGAUGAUAUCUUGA